AUGAAGUUUCAGAUUGCGGAUUGUGCAGGUCCGGAGAUAGCUUCGGCGUCGGCUUUGUGGGCCAACUUCUUCACCCACUGCCGUGACGCUCGAAUGAUUCUCGAACGUUGGCCUUGCAAUGAACCCAUCCCUGGAGCAAAGGGAUGGUCAAUAACUGACGUCAGCUCAAAUGGAAUCAAUAUGAUAUUCACGUACAUGAUUAGCAAGGACGAGACAAAGGAGCUGGGUCCUCAGAUUGUCUCCUGGUCUGAUGAUUACAUGGACUUGGCAGAGGGGAGUGAGGAUUGGCUGGACAUACCAAUCGUUACUGGCGAAUCUGAAUCAGGGGAGCUCGUCGUCCUCGCCCGUGUCAGAAACUGCUUGCCGGAGGUUGAGAAUGCGGCUCGACAAAACGAUGGAGGCGCUGACUGCCCUCCACUACUCCGUGCCAGAGCUCGUAGCCAGAUGAUCGAGGACAACACCUUGAAGGUGGUCAAAAAGAAGAAGACGGCGACAACCUCCACACAACUUGGCCGGCAGAAGUGCAAGUUAUUCAUUAAUUCCAUUCCAUGGAAUCCAUAUGGACUGCUCCAUGGAAUCCAUGUGGAUAUGCCUGCAUUCCAUAUGGAAUCUGAUGGAAUCCAUAUGGAAUGCAUCAUUCCAUAUGGAAUCCAUGAUGUCCAUGGAAUCAGAAACUGGCUGUGUCCUCAGCCAACAUUGAUUCCAUGGAUUCCAUAUGGAAUUCUUCAUGGAUUCCAUGGAUUCCACAUGGAUUCCAUAUGGAUUAUACCGGGGAAGUUCAGACAAAUGUGGGCUAAAUUCCAGAACCUAGAAGAACUUAGAAGAAUGUUCAAGAAUGUUCUGUCCUUGUUUGUCUUUGUUCAACGUGCUUGA
Messenger RNA from Laccaria bicolor S238N-H82, 873 nucleotides. RefSeq lists its product as uncharacterized. The transcript is spliced from 7 exons. NCBI's taxonomy places the organism in Eukaryota, Fungi, Basidiomycota, Agaricomycetes, Agaricales, Hydnangiaceae. The coding region runs from base 1 to 873 and encodes 290 amino acids. The record is from RefSeq and is a predicted model, not a curated record.